This is a messenger RNA of Micropterus dolomieu (smallmouth bass), 3146 nucleotides long. RefSeq names its product ETS transcription factor ELK1 (gene elk1). Lineage: Eukaryota; Metazoa; Chordata; Actinopteri; Centrarchiformes; Centrarchidae. The transcript has 11 exons. Gene Ontology annotation, molecular function: DNA-binding transcription factor activity, RNA polymerase II-specific; sequence-specific DNA binding. The record is from RefSeq and is a predicted model, not a curated record. Gene Ontology annotation, cellular component: nucleus. Gene Ontology annotation, biological process: regulation of transcription by RNA polymerase II; cell differentiation. The coding region runs from base 940 to 2700 and encodes 586 amino acids.
GGCUGCUCUGACAGCAGGAAAGUAGUGAGGAGGCGUCCGUCCGUCCGCACACGAACAAACUGGGAAAACACGCCGAAGGGACGAACGUCCCGUUUAAAGACGGAGAUCUGAGCGAAUAAACCACCGGGCGGAUUUUAAAAACUACUUUACCUCCGUUUCGGAGGCUUGAGGACGGUUUCAGGGCGACUCUGUGGAUCCAGUCCGCAGUGAGAAGCGCUGUUUGGGGGCUGAGGCACCAGCAGGGGAGGGAGGCGGGGCGGGGGGGACUUUCACAAGGCAAGGCUAGGCUAGGCUAGGCUAGUUAGCACGCUAGGCUAACAGCUUCAUCCUCCUAGAAACACCGAUCUUUGGGAAGAUUAACAGCAGCCUGGAGUUAAAACGGCGGCUCCGGAAUCACCCGAAGAGAAAGAAAGAACGAUCUCCGCGCCGGAAAACCUGUUGCCUGGCAACGUUAGCGCAGCUAGUUAGCAUAGCUAGUUAGCUCCUCAGCAGGGAUGAAGCUAAACACAUCAACAGGCAGGACUUAACUCACAUUUACACGCUAACACAAAGCCAUUAGACAUUAAUUAGCAUUUUAAUUAAGUCGUGCGGCUAAAGGCGCCUGCUGCUGGUUUCUGAGACUUUCAUUUGUGAUUUAUUUCUGUUUUUGUCGGGUUUUUAUUUUUUAUUUUUUUACUUCUUGGGCUCAGCUAACUUUUAAUUUCCGAGCUGUCGGUGGGCGUGUUGUUAGCAUGGAGGCUCGGCAGCCCGGCAGCAGCAGCAGCAGCUCGGAGCGGUUACAUAACGCAAGCAGGUCGCGGGAGAAGCUGCUGAACGUCCCCUCCUCAGCCCGGCUCUGACAGACAGACAGGUACACAGACAGACGGACAACAACACUGCAGCAUGGAGGAGGUCUGAACCUGCUGGGAUACAAACUCAACACGGAACAUUUAGCUGAAGAUGGAUUCAACUCCGCUGAUAAACGCCAUGGAUCCGUCCAUCACGCUGUGGCAGUUCCUGCUCCACCUGCUGGAGGACCAGCGGCAGCGACACCUGAUCUCCUGGACGGGUGAGGACGGAGAGUUCAAGCUGCUGGACGCCGAGGAGGUCGCACGGCUGUGGGGGCUCCGCAAGAACAAGCACAACAUGAACUACGACAAGCUGAGCCGAGCACUGAGAUACUACUACGACAAGAACAUCAUAAAGAAGGUCAGCGGUCAGAAGUUUGUCUAUAAGUUCGUCGGUCAGCCCGACCCCUCGCUGCCUGAGGGGCCACGCAACGGCGAGGAGGGCCAGAGGAGGGACAACGCCGACCCAAACGGCCAAUCAAAAGGCCAGGGGGGCGUGGCCUCAACCUGUCCGUCGAAGGGCUUACCCCAGCGCUCGUCGCCCUGCGGCUCCCAGAAAAGCUCCCGGAACGACUACAUGAAGUCCGGCCUCUACUCCACCUUCACCAUCCAGUCUCUGCAGGCCUCUCCCAACCCACGGCCAAUCAAAACAGAGCUGCUGCUACAAGACCCCGCCCCCAAGGUGGAUCGCACUGCCAGAGAGGUCUGUGUGUUAUCAGAGGCUAAAUCCCCCCCGUCAGCAGGCGGCGGCGUGGACUCUGCUCUCCAGGUGAUCGUCACUCAGGCGUCCCCGUGUCCCACUCCGGCGCUCAGCCCCCAGAUUCCGGCGCCCAGCCCCCAGAUUCCGGCCACCAGCCAGUCGCAGAAUCCUCCCGCUCCUCCUCUAAACGACCCUCCUCAGAUUUACCUCACCAGGGUCGGGGAUCCGUCCUCGCUCACCCCCCUCAUUCCCCUGGGUCCUGUCGGGGGCUCGGUGAGUCCUGUCCCGCCACCCCACAUAUCGGUGGGGCCGCAGCAGGACGACUGCGGUGGAGUCACCAGCUCCGGCUUCCCGCCUCACUCCCUCUCUGCUCCUCACCCCCCUCACCCCCAGCCUGUCUUCGUCAUCAUCAACCCCCCUCCCUCCCAGCAGCAGCAGCAGCAGCAGCAGCAGCAGGCGGCGGCCGUGGUGGCUGCUCCUCUCGCUGUCGCUCCUCCUCCCCCCUCUGUUCCUCACCCGGUCCGUCCCCCUCCUCCCCCCAUCGUCAUCAAGGAGGAGACCCUGCCGUCAGAGGAGGAGCUGCUGAAGAUGGUGUCUCUGGAGGAGAAACAGGCGGAGGAGCUGAUCUGCGAGUCAGGAGAACCAGAGCCCCCCCUCACCGUCGUGGAGACCCCGCCCCCUCCCUGCCUGGAGCCCGGGGCCAGAGGCCAGCAGCCUGCAGGGGAGUCCGGAGCGGAGGUGACGCUAACAGAUCCAGUCCCGUCCUCCCCGGCGGCCACUCCUCCGGUGACCUCCGCCUCGGACGCCGUUCCUCCAAAGCCGAAGAAGCCACGGGGCCUGGAGCUGCCCUCCUCCCCCUCCCUGCCCCCCGGCCUCUCGCUGGAUAAGGUGAACGCAGCUGUUAACAGUUUAUUGGCUCCUGGAUCAGCGACCAACACGCUCACCCCGACUGUCAUCACCUCCCACUCUCUGACUCCGGUGCUGCUGACUCCCAGUCCUCUUCCCUCCACCAUCCACUUCUGGAGCACGCUCAGCCCCAUCGCUCCUCGCUCCCCGGCCAAACUCUCCUUCCAGUUUCCCACCAACGGCAGUAACCAGAUCCACAUCCCGGCUCUGAGCGUCGACGGCCUCUCCACCCCCGUGGUCCUGUCCCCCGGCCCCCAGAAACCCUGAGCGCCCCGCCCGCCUCGCACAGCUCCUCGCUGGGCACAGAGCUCGCCUUCGCCUCCGGGAGGGUCGGAGGAGGCCGCCUGGACUGAUUCUGAAACUUCCACAUAGUUUUUUGGGGCGCUGUCGCCCGACCGGUAAGACUGGGAGAGUUGGUGGUUUAUGGGGACCUUUCGCUGCUGGGGAGUCGUCGCCCAGACCAGACAAAAGACCCGGUUUGUGAACGUCGGAGAGGCCGGAGCCUCCGAACGCCUCUGCUGAACAUUUAGCCGGUGCAGAGAGCAGCUGGGUGUCGGGCCUUCAGCCUCCUUCGUUUCUGUAUCGGCACUCGAACACUUGGACGAGGGGAAAGAAACAGAAAUCUGAUCUAAAGAGUGUUUCUCUUCCUCUACGGACGGCGUUCAGCUGGCGGUCUGUAAACUGUGAAAAAAAGAAAAAGUUUAUAACUGGAA